Molecule: messenger RNA, 1523 nt
Organism: Adelges cooleyi (spruce gall adelgid)
Lineage: Eukaryota; Metazoa; Arthropoda; Insecta; Hemiptera; Adelgidae
Exons: 2
Coding region: 375-1523 (382 amino acids)
Source: RefSeq, a predicted model, not a curated record
CAAGAAGCGCAUGCUGUUGCCCGAGAUCGUCUCCUUAAAUCGAAAGAAAAGUCCAAACAGUCUUAUGACCGAGGCGUUUCCCAACAGAACCUCAGUGUAGGCGACAAAGUUUAUAUGAAAGCGUCGGGAACACAAAACAAACUCAGCCCGCUUUGGCAUGGACCGUAUGAGGUCCUGGAACUCUUAGACAAUAAUGUUAAUAUAGCAAUUAAGCGGAGGGGCAAACGUCAAAUUGUACAUCGAAAUCUUGUUAAAUUACAUUACUCAUAAGACGAUUAUUUUCUCUUUCUCUCAGGAUACCAGUAUACGCUGAACUUCAAGAAUCAUUUCCAGCCGUCCUAGCUAACAAAAUAUCAUUUCCAAACCAUACAGGAAUGUAUUAUGAAUAUCAAUCAAAAUCCAGACUCUCAAAUUUCGAUUGGUCUUUAAUAACAUUCGUUGAUCUUUCAUCUUAUGAAUCGAAAUUCCAGAUGUUAUCCUCAUGGUAUAACGAAACUACUCAAGUUUGCAGCAAUUUAAAGCAAAAACUCAGUAUGUCCGAAUUCUCGCAAGCUUGUCAACAAUUUGAACAAGCCACUUUGCCGUAUCUUUUCGAAAUUGAAGCAAACCAUGAUAGUAUUUGGUUAGGAUUGGGUCUAAAUACCUCAGGCACUCACAAAAGAGUAAGAAAAAAUAUUAUUACAAAAGGAGCGGAAAUUCUUUUUGGUAGUAAUCCAUUAUUCAAUACUGAGUCCAUCUUCCAGAAAAUUAUCGAAUUCGUUAAAACUAAAGUUGUAGAUACGGACUUGACUAACAACAAAAUCCGUCUGUUACAGACAUCUACAUCAGAGAUUACUAGAAAAGCUAGUGAUCUCUCUGCGCAUCAGAAUAAAAUCGAGACUAACAUCAAAAUCCUCAGUAGCCAAGUCCAGAAAUCUAUGCAAACAGUGAACAUCUUGUUAACUAAAACUACAUUGAUAGAACAAUCACUUUUAUUUACAAUACUCCUGAAUCAAUAUGCGUAUGAAACUCAAUCACUUAUUGCAAUUCUCAACUCUGCUAUGCAUGGCAGAAUACAUAGCACAGUUCUACCACCGUCCAAAUUAUUACGCGAACUUCGUGAAAUCCAACUAACCCUUCCGACAGGUACUCAAUUACCUCUAACGCCUAGUAAACAGAACAUCCCGAAAUAUUUCCAAAUCUCGACUACAACGGUCCUAACAAAGGAUAAAUUCCUUCUGUUUUCACUCACUUUUCCAAUAGCGACGAUUGACGAAUAUACUCUUUAUCGACCUGUUCCCUUACCACAUUAUGUAAUUAAUAAUAAUGCUAUACUUAUCUCACCUACUGCUGACUACAUAGCGUUAAGCGACGAUAGCGAAUUCUAUUUUACUUUAAACACCGCUCAGCGUGAAGCAUGUCUAGUUUUACAACCGUAUACAUUAUGUAAGGGCAACCUGCCAAUUAACCACAAAGCAUCAUCCAAAUUAUGUGAAAUAUUAUUACUAAAAUCUCCACAAACCAUCCCUAACUCUUUCUUAUAA